Messenger RNA from Acanthochromis polyacanthus (spiny chromis), 883 nucleotides. RefSeq names its product interferon alpha-inducible protein 27-like protein 2A. Lineage: Eukaryota; Metazoa; Chordata; Actinopteri; Pomacentridae. The coding region runs from base 367 to 657 and encodes 96 amino acids. Gene Ontology annotation, biological process: apoptotic signaling pathway. The transcript is spliced from 4 exons. The record is from RefSeq and is a predicted model, not a curated record. Gene Ontology annotation, cellular component: mitochondrion; membrane.
GCACAUUUCAUAUUCUAAAUGUGUGUUCUCUCGUGUAAAGGUUGGCUCUCAUCCAGUCUUGCUUGUGUCGUUAGAGUGCAGAAGAACCCUAAUCACAGAAUUGUUCAUGUGGAAAUUUAAGAUAAUGCUUCCUGGUCUAGCUAAACUCAAACACUUCUUGAGUGUUAUCUUAGUUUAGCAUCAGGCUCCUACGCUGCAGGCACGAUGACCUCAGCACUGUUUGCUCCUUACUGGGAGGAGAAUAUGAGACAAACUUACUAGUAUGAUAGUGUGUAAUCAUUGAUUUUUACCUUUCCGUUUGUCUUCUUUUGUCCUGUGCCUUCACCCUAAGUCAGCUGGGAUAGGCUCCAGCCCCCCGCGACCCUAAUGGGGAUUAAACAGGUAACAGCUGUAGCUAUUGUGGCAGGCGCUGGUGGAGCAGUGGUCUCUGCUCCGUUUGUUCUGGGAGCCAUAGAUUUCACCUCAGCUGGAGUAGCAGCAGGUUCCUACGCUGCAGGCAUGAUGUCUUCUGCUGCUAUUGCCAACGGAGGAGGAGUGGCAGCAGGGAGUCUGGUGGCUGUUUUGCAGUCAGCAGGAAUGGCUGGUCUGUCUGGGACUGCUACUGCAGCCGUGGCCAGUGCUGGAGGAACGGUGGGAUUUUUGGCUACUCUCAUCUGAGAUGACGCAGGAAAUCAUGAAGGAAUAAUAAAUAAGAAACAAUAUAUUUGCUUUUGCAAAUUAGAAACAAAUGUCAACAAUAUCAGUGAAGUAGAACUUUAUCUGUUGCUAAAGCAAAACUUGACUGAAAUCUGUGGAUAAAAAAUGUUUCUGUGUUUUUGCAAAGCACAUUAAUAUUGUCAAAUUGCCCAAAAUAAAGAAUAUUAAUAAAGGAAUAAUGAACAUC